CCCUCACAAUGCGGAAAGACAGACUUCUUCAUUUAUGUCUCGUGCUACUUCUUAUCCUGCUUUCUGCCAGUGACUCAAACUCUGCAGAACCAGCAGUGAUCAGGAGAUCAGAAGCAUCCAGAUACCGGAAAAAGAUUAAGACAUAAGAGACUAGCUGAACGACUAUCGGCAGUAUAUGGUGCUGGUCCCCUCCCUGCUCCACACUGAGGCCCCUAAGAAGGGCUGUGUCCUUCUGAGCCACCUGAAUGAGACAGUGACUGUAAGUGCUUCCUUGGAGUCUGGCAGGGAAAACAGGAGCCUCUUCACUGACCUGGUGGCGGAGAAGGACUUAUUCCACUGUGUCUCCUUCACUCUCCCAAGGAUCUCAGCCUCUUCAGAGGUGGCAUUCCUUAGCAUCCGGAUAAAGGGGCCUACGCAAGAUUUCAGGAAGAGGAACACAGUUCUGGUACUGAACACCCAAAGUCUGGUCUUUGUCCAGACAGACAAACCCAUGUAUAAACCAGGACAGACAGUAAGAUUCCGUGUUGUCUCCGUGGAUGAAAAUUUUCGCCCUCGAAAUGAACUGAUUCCACUGAUAUACCUUGAGAACCCAAGAAGAAAUCGAAUUGCACAAUGGCAGAGUCUCAAGCUAGAAGCUGGCCUCAAUCAGUUGUCCUUUCCCCUCUCAUCAGAGCCCAUUCAGGGCUCCUACAGGGUGGUGGUACAGACAGAAUCAGGUGGAAGGAUACAGCACCCCUUCACCGUGGAGGAAUUUGUGCUUCCCAAGUUUGAGGUCAAAGUUCAGGUGCCAAAGAUAAUCAGUAUCAUGGAUGAAAAAGUGAACAUAACAGUCUGUGGAGAAUACACCUAUGGGAAGCCUGUCCCAGGACUUGCAACUGUGAGCCUGUGUAGAAAAUUAUUUCGUGUUCUUAAUUGUGACAAGCAGGAGGUCUGUGAGGAAUUCAGUCAACAGCUUAACAGCAAUGGCUGCAUCACCCAACAAGUACACACCAAAAUGCUCCAGAUUACAAAUACGGCCUUUGAAAUGAAGCUUAGAGUGGAAGCCAGGAUCAGAGAAGAGGGGACAGACCUGGAAGUCACUGCAAACAGGAUCAGUGAAAUCACAAACAUUGUAUCCAAACUCAAAUUCGUGAAAGUGGAUUCACACUUUAGACAAGGAAUCCCCUUUUUUGCACAGGUGCUUCUGGUGGAUGGAAAAGGUGUGCCCAUCCCCAAUAAACUCAUCUUCAUCUCUGUGAAUGACGCCAAUUAUUACUCCAAUGCAACCACCAAUGAGCAGGGUGUUGCACAGUUUUCAAUCAAUACUACCAAUAUCUCGGUUAAUAAACUUUCUGUCCGGGUUUUCACUGAGCAUCCCAACUUGUGUUUUCACUAUUCAUGGGUAGCAGAAGACCACCAGGGUGCUCAGCACACUGCAAAUCGUGUUUUCUCCUUAAGUGGAAGUUACAUUCACCUGGAGCCUGUGGCUGGUACCCUGCCCUGUGGCCACACGGAGACUAUCACGGCACACUAUACACUGAAUAGACAGGCCAUGGGAGAGUUAUCGGAGCUCAGUUUCCAUUACCUGAUCAUGGCUAAGGGAGUCAUCGUCAGAUCUGGAACCCACACUCUGCCUGUGGAGUCAGGAGACAUGAAAGGCAGUUUUGCCUUAUCCUUCCCUGUGGAGUCAGACGUUGCCCCCAUUGCACGAAUGUUCAUCUUUGCCAUUUUACCAGAUGGAGAAGUUGUUGGAGACUCUGAAAAAUUUGAGAUUGAAAACUGUCUAGCCAACAAGGUGGAUUUGAGCUUCAGCCCAGCACAAAGUCCCCCAGCCUCACAUGCCCACCUGCAAGUAGCAGCUGCUCCGCAGUCCCUCUGUGCCCUUCGUGCUGUGGACCAAAGUGUGCUGCUCAUGAAGCCUGAGGCUGAGCUCUCUGUGUCCUCAGUAUAUAAUCUGCUAACUGUGAAGGAUCUCACCAAUUUUCCUGACAAUGUGGACCAGCAGGAGGAAGAACAAGGACACUGUCCCCGUCCUUUCUUCAUUCGUAAUGGAGCCGUCUAUGUUCCCUUAUCAAGUAAUGAAGCAGAUAUUUAUAGCUUCCUCAAGGGGAUGGGAUUGAAGGUGUUCACUAACUCAAAAAUCCGAAAACCAAAGUCGUGUUCAGUCAUCCCCUCCGUGUCUGCAGGAGCAGUAGGUCAAGGAUACUAUGGAGCAGGUCUAGGAGUAGUAGAGAGACCAUAUGUUCCUCAAUUAGGCACAUAUGAUGUGAUACCCUUAAAUAAUGAACAAAGUUCAGGGCCAGUCCCUGAAACGGUGCGAAGCUAUUUUCCUGAGACUUGGAUCUGGGAGUUGGUGGCAGUGAACUCAUCAGGUGUGGCUGAGGUAGGAGUAACAGUCCCUGACACCAUCACCGAGUGGAAGGCAGGGGCCUUCUGCCUGUCCGAAGAUGCUGGACUUGGUAUCUCUUCCACUGCCUCUCUCCGAGCCUUCCAGCCCUUCUUUGUGGAGCUCACAAUGCCUUACUCUGUGAUUCGUGGAGAGGUCUUCACACUCAAGGCCACGGUCCUAAACUACCUUCCCAAAUGCAUCCGGGUCAGUGUGCAGCUGAAAGCCUCUCCAGCCUUCCUAGCUUCCCAAAAUACAAAGGGAGAAGAAUCCUAUUGUAUCUGUGGAAAUGAGAGGCAAACCUUGUCUUGGACAGUGACUCCUAAAACUCUGGGGAAUGUGAACUUCUCAGUGAGUGCAGAGGCAAUGCAGUCCCUAGAACUCUGUGGAAAUGAGGUUGCUGAGGUCCCUGAGAUUAAAAGAAAAGACACAGUCAUCAAAACCCUGUUGGUGGAGGCUGAAGGUAUUGAGCAAGAAAAGACUUUCAGUUCCAUGACCUGUGUCUCAGGUGCUAAUGUGUCUGAGCAGUUGUCCUUGAAGCUCCCAUCAAAUGUGGUCAAAGAAUCUGCCAGAGCUUCUUUCUCAGUUCUGGGUGACAUAUUAGGUUCUGCUAUGCAAAAUAUACAAAAUCUCCUCCAGAUGCCAUAUGGCUGUGGAGAACAGAACAUGGUCCUAUUUGCUCCUAAUAUCUAUGUCUUGAACUAUCUGAAUGAAACCCAGCAGCUGACGCAGGAGAUCAAGGCCAAGGCCGUUGGCUAUCUCAUCACUGGUUACCAGAGACAGCUGAACUACAAACACCAAGAUGGCUCCUACAGCACCUUUGGGGAACGAUAUGGCAGGAACCAGGGCAACACUUGGCUCACAGCUUUUGUACUGAAGACUUUCGCCCAGGCUCGAUCCUACAUCUUCAUUGAUGAAGCACACAUUACCCAAUCUCUCACGUGGCUCUCCCAGAUGCAGAAGGACAAUGGCUGUUUCAGGAGCUCUGGGUCACUGCUCAACAAUGCCAUAAAGGGAGGUGUAGAAGAUGAAGCGACCCUCUCCGCCUAUGUUACUAUUGCCCUUCUGGAAAUUCCUCUCCCAGUCACUAACCCUAUUGUUCACAAUGCCCUGUUCUGCCUGGAGUCAGCCUGGAAUGUAGCAAAGGAGGGGACCCAUGGGAGCCAUGUCUACACCAAGGCAUUGCUGGCCUAUGCUUUUUCCCUACUGGGAAAGCAAAAUCAGAAUAGAGAAAUACUGAACUCACUUGAUAAGGAAGCUGUGAAAGAAGACAACCUCAUCCAUUGGGAGCGCCCUCAGAGACCCAAGGCACCAGUGGGGCAUCUUUACCAACCCCAGGCUCCCUCUGCUGAGGUGGAGAUGACAUCCUAUGUGCUCCUCGCUUAUCUCACGGCCCAGCCAGCCCCCACCUCAGGGGACCUGACCUCUGCAACUAACAUUGUGAAGUGGAUCAUGAAGCAGCAGAACGCCCAAGGUGGUUUCUCCUCCACCCAGGACACAGUGGUGGCUCUCCAUGCCCUGUCCAGGUAUGGAGCAGCCACUUUCACCAGAACUGAGAAAACUGCACAGGUCACCGUUCAGGAUUCACAGACCUUUUCUACAAAUUUCCAAGUAGACAACAACAACCUCCUGUUACUGCAGCAGAUCUCAUUGCCAGAGCUCCCUGGAGAAUAUGUCAUAACAGUAACUGGGGAAAGAUGUGUGUAUCUUCAGACAUCCAUGAAAUACAAUAUUCUUCCAGAGAAAGAGGACUCCCCAUUUGCUUUAAAAGUGCAGACUGUGCCCCAAACUUGCGAUGGACACAAAGCCCACACCAGCUUCCAGAUCUCACUGACCAUCAGUUACACAGGAAACCGUCCUGCUUCCAAUAUGGUGAUUGUUGAUGUAAAGAUGGUAUCUGGUUUUAUUCCCCUGAAACCAACAGUAAAAAUGCUUGAAAGAACUAGCUCUGUGAGCCGGACAGAAGUGAGCAACAACCAUGUCCUCAUUUAUGUGGAACAGGUGACAAAUCAGACGCUAAGUUUUUCCUUCAUGGUUCUGCAAGACAUCCCAGUAGGAGACUUGAAGCCAGCAAUUGUUAAAGUCUAUGAUUACUAUGAGACAGAUGAGUCUGUGGUUGCUGAGUAUAUCGCCCCCUGCAGCACAGAUACAGAGCAUGGAAAUGUUUGAGGACCAUACAGGCUGUAUAUUUUGGUGGAUUCUCUGUCCUAUACAUUUACUUAGAAGGAAUGGAGUUAUUUGUCUCUAUAAAAUAGACACUAAAAAGAUUUGCUGAAUAAAUAUGUACUUCUGGUCAAACUA
Pan troglodytes (chimpanzee) is the source of this 4666-nucleotide messenger RNA. RefSeq names its product PZP alpha-2-macroglobulin like (gene PZP). Gene Ontology annotation, molecular function: endopeptidase inhibitor activity; protease binding. Lineage: Eukaryota; Metazoa; Chordata; Mammalia; Primates; Hominidae. The coding region runs from base 176 to 4534 and encodes 1452 amino acids. The record is from RefSeq and is a predicted model, not a curated record. Gene Ontology annotation, cellular component: extracellular region. The transcript has 37 exons.